AUGGCGACUCUCGCAGACGAACUUCUCAAUGAUUUUGAGGACUCUGGCUCGGAAGCAGAGGAGACUCAGCAAGAUCAUGAUCCCUUAGGCCUCGAUCACGUACCCGAAGCGAGCGGUCGCAAAGCAUCGGGCGGGAUGGAUCUGGACGACGAUCGGAGCGAACCCGAAGAUGAAGAUGAAAAAAUGGUCGGCACCCUAGAAGGCGCUGUCGAUUCUGUCGAAGAUGCAGAGGAUACAAAAGCAAAGGUUGAAAAGAUGCAGCUGGGUGGUGUCAACGACGUUCGCAACGUCGCCAGUCUAAUGUCAAAUCUGGAGCCUGUGCUAGAGAAAAUCGCACACUACCAGUCACAACCGAUCCCUACGGAGCUGCUCGGCAAUAUCGAAGACCACCCCGAAUACCACCUCCUGACACAAUCGAACAGUCUAUCGACUCUCAUAGAUAGCGAGAUCGUCUUGGUACACAAGUAUAUCAGAGACCAUUACUCGAUACGAUUCCCAGAACUUGAAACGCUCAUCACCAACCCGCUGGAGUAUGCGAAGGUUGUUGCGAUCUUGGGCAAUGGGCCGCUUGAUUCGGAGAACAUCAAGAAGCUUCAGCACUCAACGGACAAUAUCCUUCAAGUCUCGUUGCGCUCUGUCCUCGACGGCCCAUCCCUCAUGAUCGUGACAGUGGAGGCUACAACAACGAAGGGCAGACAAAUGUCGCAAGAAGAACUAGAGCGCGUAUACAGAGCUUGCGAGAUGGUUAUCUCCCUUGACAAGGCGAAGAAGACCUUGACGGGAUAUGUCCAGUCGCGCAUGAAUCUUUUCGCGCCGAAUUUGACUGCUAUGAUCGGUUCCUUGACAGCUGCUCAACUGCUGAACGCCGCCGGUGGUCUUACUGGUCUAUCCAAAACACCUUCGUGCAACAUUGCAGCAUGGGGUUCGAAGAAAGGUGCUGGUGCCGCGGGCUUGGCUACGAAUAUCGGCGUCAGGCAACAGGGUUUUCUCUACCACUCACCGAUCAUUCAGGGCAUUCCCAACGAUCUCAAGAGGCAGGCCAUGCGUAUCGUAUCAGCUAAGCUGUUGCUUGCGGCCCGUGUGGACAGGAUUCACUCCAGCGCCGACGGUUCGACAGGCGAGGAUCUCAAGGAGCAGUGCCUCACAAGACUUGAGAAGCUUACGGAACCGCCCCCGAACAAAGGGCCCAGGGCUCUCCCCGUGCCUGACGACAAGCCUUCCCGCAAGCGUGGUGGAAGAAGGGCAAGGAAGGCCAAAGAGGCUACGGCAAUGACAGAGCUGCGCAAAGCCCAGAACAGAAUGGUCUUUGGCAAGGAGGAGCGCGAGGUCGGCUACGGUACGGGGGAGACCACCGUAGGCAUGGGUAUGAUCGGACAGGGUAACGAUGGUAGAAUUCGUAACCUUCAAGUCGAUCAACGCACGAGAGCAAAGCUCGGUCAGAAGAACAAGGGCUGGGGCGGCGCAACACCCGUGAACGGAGCCGCAUCUUCGCUCAAGGGCUUUGGACAAUCGGCAAACUCCAACAUUGACCUACGCGGCAAGGGCCUGAGGACGUCAGGUGUUGGCACGUCGCUGGGCGCGGGAGCGGGCACGGCGUCGUCGUUGGCCUUCACACCCGUCCAGGGUCUGGAGCUUGUAGACCCCAAGGUCCAGGCUGAACUCAGUCGCAAGCGAAAGGCUGAAGAGGACCGGUGGUUCAAGGGCGGCACCUUUACUCAGGUCGCGGGCUCGUCCAAUGAUGGUUUCAAAAAGCCUGACUUGCCUCCCCAUAAAAAGGUAGAUACCGGCGCCGGUAAGAUGGGACCUCCACCUCCGCGGGGCGGCUGA
Messenger RNA from Colletotrichum orchidophilum, 1827 nucleotides. RefSeq names its product Prp31 C terminal domain-containing protein. Gene Ontology annotation, cellular component: U4/U6 x U5 tri-snRNP complex; U4 snRNP; precatalytic spliceosome. The transcript has 2 exons. Bases 1 to 1827 code for a protein of 608 amino acids. The record is from RefSeq and is a predicted model, not a curated record. Gene Ontology annotation, biological process: mRNA splicing, via spliceosome; spliceosomal tri-snRNP complex assembly. Lineage: Eukaryota; Fungi; Ascomycota; Sordariomycetes; Glomerellales; Glomerellaceae.